Mytilus californianus (California mussel) is the source of this 2857-nucleotide messenger RNA. Its product is annotated as testis-expressed protein 11-like. The record is from RefSeq and is a predicted model, not a curated record. The transcript has 29 exons. Bases 1 to 2742 code for a protein of 913 amino acids. Gene Ontology annotation, molecular function: protein binding. NCBI's taxonomy places the organism in Eukaryota, Metazoa, Mollusca, Bivalvia, Mytilida, Mytilidae. Gene Ontology annotation, biological process: meiotic cell cycle.
AUGGAGACUCUUUUGAAGGAAAUUUGUAGAUCUAGAGAUGACUGCAGUGAGAAUAGCCAGUUUCAUAACUAUGCUGAGACAGCAAUUGGUAUUGCUGAGAAAAUUCAUAACGUGGAUUCAGGCAUUAUUAAAUCUAUGAAAGCAGAAUCAAUGUUAGAAAAUGCUGCUGUCAAUUUAUGGAACUUUGCAGUUGGUUUGAAGACAAAAGGUACACUGUCUGGCUUAUCUAAUGCAAAAUUAAGAUAUAUAUCCUUGCUACUGGUUGAUUCUUAUAUUGGUGAAGAUGCAGAUGAGACUAUUGUGAAGAAAAAAAUUAUGAUGGGUAUCAAAACAGCAAGAGGAUGGCUUGAUGCUGGUAAUACAAAGCUUGCUGACAUUACAUUGCAGAUAGCAGAUAAGUCUGUUAAAUUGUUAAGAAGAAUGAUUGUACAGAAAAUCAAUGCUAAUGGUCCCACUGAGGUAUUACAGAGACAAAGGAUUGAAGCAGAGCAAGAUGUGUUCAGAAUAGUUUGUUACAGAGCAGAAUCAUAUAUAGCUCAGCACAGAUACCAGGAAGCAUUAGAGAUGACAUUCCUGGCUAAAGAAAUGCUAGUGAAUUUUCCAAAAGAGGGAGCCUUUUUAGCAAUGAUGUGCUACAACUUUGGAGUUGAUACAUACCAGAAGAAAAAAUAUGAAGAAUGUACCACAUGGCUAAGAGAGAGUUUUGAGCUUGGCAAAGGAAGAUCACUUAUAGGACAGAAGAACCAAGCUAGGACAUUGAGAUUGUUGGCAUGUGCUUACUUAGACUUGGGUCCAGCAUAUCUACAGAAAGCACAGAAUGCCAUUACUUUGGCUAAUGCUGAGUAUCCACAUCCUGCUGGGCUUUACAUAAACCUGAAGAUUCUUCUGGAGAACGGAGAUUCGGAUGAGAUUGUCAACAGAGCUGUAGAAGAAAUAGUCAAACAGACAGAUACCACGAUAGAUAGUGUUACAUCAUUGAUUCAGCUUUUAUCAGAUUACAAAAGGGCUGCUGUUUACCAGUCACUUAUACAAGAUCAAAUUUUGAGAUUUGGCAAUAGUCCUGAUGUAAGCAAGUUAAAAGGAAUCCAGUUGGAACUAUUCUUACAGACAAAUAACAAAGAAGGAGCGAAACAUUUUGUAGAAAACUGCAUAACUGGGCAUAAUACAGGAAAUCCUCUGGAUAAGGAAGUGCUGAAAAGAUUUCAUAUCUUAUUAUGGGAACAGGCAGCUGAGGCUUUUGAGGAAAAAGACUUCAAAUCUGCUUUGGAGUGGUAUAAUUAUUCUUUAAGUCUGUAUGAUACUUCACAAAUUGGUGACAAAAACCUUGCCAAGCUACACAGAAAUAGAGCAAAUUGUUACAUAUAUCUUGAACUCAAUGAGAAGGCAUCAGAUGCAUUGAGUGAAGCAGAGAAACAUGACCCUGGAUCAAUCCACACACAGUUUAGUUUAUACAAGUUGGCCUUAGCAGAUUGUGAUGUAGAAAAUGCAAGACAAGCUUUACACAAGAUGUGUGAAUUAGCAGUACAGGACAGUACAGAAGAUACAGAUGUACACAGUCUUAUCUGUCUAGCAGCACAUAUGGCUUUUGAGCAACAUCACCAAUCAACUGCAUCUGAAGCAUUAGAAUGUUUGGCUAACACAAGUCCGGAUCAUUUACAAGUUUUAACAGCCCUGAGGUGUCUGAUUAGGCUUAAACUGGCAGAAACAGAAGUAAAUUGUGUUGAUAUUGAACACAUAACUAAUCAUAUAAGGACAGGUUACAACAAGUUGCUACAGCUGAUUAAUGAAGGAAAGGAUCUAACAGAGCAAUUAAACAAUGAAGCUAACUGGUUCAUGAAGAUUUCAUGGAACAUGGCAUUGCAAAGUGAGGAAAAGCCAAAUUGUAUGAGGGAUUUAUUUACUCUAUGUUGCCAGCUGUCAGCAUUGAGUGGUGAGGACAGAAAUCAAAUAACCAGACAGAAAACCUGUAGGUUGAUGGCUGCUGCUGCAAGUUUACAAGUGGCUAGAAAAUGUCUGAAUGAACAAGAGCAGAGAAAUGCUCUAGAGGAUGCCUUAUGUCAUGUUGAAGAAUGUAAAAAACUUUGUAACCAGCUAGAGAUGAAAAUGUUAUCUGCAUCAGAAAGUAAAACAAAAGACACAACAGAGAUUUUACUGUUGCUGUAUGAAUUUGAAGCUAGGGUGAAAUUAAAGGAUCAACAUGUUGAAGAGAUUUUAGAAACGGCACUGAAACUUCCUAAUCCAGAUCCUAAAACAUUUGAAACCAUUGCAGCAUUGGCAGUAGAAGAGCCAGCACAAAAUAAAAGUAUGAGUGUCAGAGCAUUGAAAGUAGCCAUCAGAAAACAUCUACAGAUGCCUACUCCAGAUUAUAUCAAAUGCAGUAAAUUAUUCCAUAGUUUGAUACAGAUUGCAUUGACUGGUGGAGUAGAACUGAGUGGAAAAGAUGAGGCUUGGAAUUAUUUUGUUGAAGUAAUUGAAAUUAUAGAUAAGACAGAACAGGGUCAGUUUCCAGAAAUAGAAAUAUUAUGGCUGAUGACCAAAGCUUGGAACUGUGGAAUCAACUUUUAUAGCUCUGGUAGAUAUGAAGAUGCUGAGAAAUGGUGUGCUACUAGUAUGAAACUUUUCCAGUAUCUUGGGUCAAUGAAAAGUAAUUAUGAAGAUCAUAUGAAUAGCACAUACUCAGAGAUCCUGGCCAAGAUUGAAAAUUCAAAACCGAAAAAAGAGUUUAAAGGACAAGAGGAAUAAUGUAUUUUACUGUAUACUUGUAAAAUACUGAGACAAACCAUGAACAUAAUCUUAACAUUAUGAUAAAUUGUUUUGUUGUUUAUUUCAUUUAUUUUAAAAGAAAUAAAUUAUGGAC